AAUACCCACGAUGAUCCUGGAUUCAAUUUCAAUCUUAUCUGAUUUGAGUAACUGGACAUUUUUCCGAAUCAACUUCGGUAAAGUGCUAGAAUAACCUUCCUCGCAAAUCCUUAAGUUCUUAGAAGUUUUUCAUUCCCAUACCUGCAACGCUGACGUUUUAAAAACAAACACCGACAAACACUCAGCUGGGCAGUUUUUAUUUUGAAUUUUAUGUUCUAGGUUUAGCGAGCAAUGGGAGACAGUGAUGAUGAUCUUGAAAUUGUCCAUGAAACAAUUUCUAACGAUAAGACAAAAAAUUGGAAGUAUCCUGUCGCUAAUCCUUGGAUUAAGAAAGAUGGAGGAGCCAAUGACAUUUUGCAAACCAUCCGAAACAAACUUAAGAUGGAGAAUAAUAGCCCUCAGUUCAAUAGCAAUGAUACUACUCAACCGACACCAUCUUCUUCUGGCACCAAAAGGGAGCGUAAGAAACCUAUAGAAAAACAAAUAACUCCACUACCUGGUGCAGGAAGUGCCAUACCAAACUUGCAGGCAACGCCAGAGAGGUCAUCCCACAAACCACCUCUAUCGUUGACUCCUGAACAAAUCGCAGAACUCACUGAGAACUGUCUUGAUAGUGACAAUGAACCUGAAGCAACACCAAGUAAAUUGCCCCAGACCCAAGGAAUGCAGUCACAAGCAACCAAGAGGACCCUGAAUUUUUCCAGCGUCAAAACCUCCAGUAGUAUUCGGAACAGAGCAUACAAGUUCUUUGGAUCAGGGACCUCCAGCACUGAGGCAGAACAAAUUUUAAGUCAAGGAGAUGGAGACACACUGCACUCUCCUUCAAAGUCACCAUCACCAAAGAAAAAGAGGCUGUCGAAAAACUCUCCCAUACGCUUGUUAAAUAGGAACAAAAGCCCUGUGGCAAGCACAUCAGCGCAAAGUCCACCUGGAUCAGCUUCUAAAGUGCGAAGGCGUAUCCAUAAUGAUGAAGACGGAAUGAAUGAGGGUCCUUACUAUUAUGAAGCUUUUUGCUUUAUGAUUAGGAAAGUUUGUAAUAAUGUGGCUUACCAUCAUCUUUUUCUUGAAUCUGAACUUAAUGCGUUAAAAGAGAUAGGUCAUUGCAAACAAGAAAUUCAACUUUAUGUACGACUGAUGAACAGAAAAGACAAAUGGAAUAGGUGCUCAGAUAUCUCAUACAAUGAUAUUUCAAUAGAUCUUGCACCUCUCUUCAAGUUUCUUGAAAACAAAGGCUUUGUCACUUUUGAUGUAUCAGAUGAAACGACAGAUGCACUUUUACAUAUUUUGAAGGUAGAAGACUUAAAGAAAAUUUGCUCAGCUUUUAAACUGAAAAAAACUGGUAAUAAGCCGGAUCUUGUACAGGCUUUACUUUCUAUGCAAAGAACCCAGUCUACUUUGAAUGGCAUCAACCCUCUACGGCAAAAAGUGGAAGCUGCACUUGGACAAUGUGUUAGAUUAACCACUGAAUGGAGAAUAGUAUUUCGUCGCUGCAUCCUUCUAUUCUCAAUGUUCCAUUCAUUUGAAGAUUUAGACAAGCUUAGCUCCGAACAGGCCUUACUGCUGUUGCAAGUUAAGCUUGGCAAUAUGGUAUUUCCAAUAGUUGAUGUCAAGACCAAUCAAUCUGUUCAAAUUUUUAAGACAAGGGAACAGCUUAUUAGAUAUGAGGAAGCUAAGAUGCUUCAUCAGGACUUAAAUGCUGCCAUAGAGGAUAAAGGGCAUACAGAAGUAGAGCAAAUUACUAAGAAUUGUAUGAGUCAGUUGAAAGCUUUGUUAGGUGUAUCAUCUGAAACGGACCAUAUCCUGCAAUUACCCAAAUUUCUGCGAAAAUUCUGUGCUGGGUCUUCCUACACAUACUCUCUAACAAAGUCAAUAGAUGCUUUGAAACAAGGAAAGAAGUAUACUCUGGCAUUAGAUAUUCUGAAAUUUCUGUUGAACCAGAACGUAUACUGUCUCCAAUAUCAGGGCCGGUGGGCUCUUCUGCUGUCAUCACUGCUUCACAUUAAUAUCAAGAAUAUUGUCAAGGCUAGCCAAGUGUUAUGUUCCGCUUUGAAAAAGAAAUCAUCACUGAGCCCUGUUGAUAGGAUGCAUUUGCAACUUAGGGCGGAGAAAGUUUACAAAUUAAAGAAAAAUGGGCUUUCAAAAGAGCUGAAAGAACAGCUUAAGCGUGUUAUGGACCCACCCUGUGAAGCUCCAGAAAUGGUGGAAAUAAAAGCUCGAGCCCUUACAGGAUCUAAACCGGGUCUAAAAAAGAUAUAUGUCAAAGAUAGUGCAGAAUGCAGAGCCUUCAUGUCAGUAGAAGAAACUGUCAUUGACCAUUAUAAGUCCUUUGGUUUUCACAAUGGAGUGCAUGAUGAAGGCUCAACAAUAUCCUCAUUGUGUCUUUUAUCUUUGUGGAACAUCAUUUACGACGUGUCUGUGCCACUAGUAUUCCAAAGUCCUUACCAGGACAGACCCUUAGAUUGGGGCUCUAAAUUCUUUUAUGAAUCUAGGAAAGAACCCAUUGAGGCACAUUUUAAUUAUUUGUUGCGUCAAGAUGUUCAGUCAGUUGCAAAAGAGUUGCAUGAACUCCGUUUAAAAUAUGGACAUACUACCUGCCUUGUGAAUUGGGACAGGCUGGAAAACUUAAACUUUCAAACAUUCUUAGAUUGUGUAACUGUACCAACCUUUGUUGCUGUGUCAAGGAGGCUUAUCCAAGACUGGAAAUCUCACAGAUGUGGAUUUCCAGAUCUUAUACUUUGGUGUUCCUCCCAGAAAAAGUGUUUGUUCAUAGAAGUGAAAAGUCCUAAUGACACUUUGUCAUCAGUGCAGUGUCUGUGGUUGAGCUUCCUGCGUGGUAUUGGUGCCAAUGCAAUUGUUGUUAAUAUUCGAGAAUCUGGUUCCAAAACACUAGCAGUACAAAUGAAAUAAAAAAUCAAAAUUGUGGCAAAGCUCACUGUUUGUUACAGAUAAUUGUUAUAUCAGUAAAUAAGAAUCAAUAAUGAAAGAAACAAAAUUGUUAAUUAUGCAUGCUUUAUUGAAAGUUGGAUUUGAAGUAUAAUUGUUGAUAGCAGUUGUGCUUGUGGUGCUCAGCCACCACUGAUCACAUACUUGAGAUUUUACAAAUAAAUUGUUACAAAAUAGAAA
Molecule: messenger RNA, 3123 nt
Organism: Thrips palmi
Lineage: Eukaryota; Metazoa; Arthropoda; Insecta; Thysanoptera; Thripidae
Product: fanconi-associated nuclease 1-like
Exons: 13
Coding region: 232-2907 (891 amino acids)
Biological process (GO): interstrand cross-link repair
Cellular component (GO): nucleus
Molecular function (GO): flap-structured DNA binding; 5'-flap endonuclease activity; 5'-3' exonuclease activity
Source: RefSeq, a predicted model, not a curated record